AUGCUUCAAGGUCUCGAACAACCUUCCAUAUCACCGUCUCCGGCGCUGGAUAAUCUUAAACCUCCCUCGACUGCAGUUCUGUCCGUUAAGGGAGACUCAAUUAAGCAGCCUUAUGACGAUCGUCAUAUAUCCCACGAGGAGGACGUACCUGCAGCUUCUUUGACACAGCAUAUCAAUACAUCAUCACCUGCAAAGAAGUCCCCUGCUUACUCUUCUCACCGCCGCGUCAAUACUGAAAUCAUCUCCCGCCCAACCCCUCUGCCCUCAACACAGUCGUUCACGGAACAGUCUAAGACUACUGAAGACCUCGACGCUUACCACACAACUGCACUUACCCGGAGAAGGGUUGGAGAAGGAGCAAACCGAUUCUCAAACUGGUUUCAAGGAAAGUCGGAGCCCGUCAGCGUGGGAGCAAUGCACGAAGAAUCACCCAUGGCAACAUCAAGCAUCAUGGAACGACCUACGGGCCUAACGCAGAAGCGCAUGACCUAUCCAUCACCGUUGAAGCAGGUCACGACGCCUAGCCGAUUUUCCCUCUUCGGAUCGAAGCGACAAGAGCAGCUCCCCGCACCCGCUGAAGAUGAGCUGCUGAACCUCGAUGUCACCGCAACUCUGUUCCCACCCGGAUCCGACGAACUCGAAGGCCAGGAGGCGUUCGAUGCCCUCCGGAACAACGCCGACACAAUGAUCAAACGCCUACAAGCCGCCUACAAACAAAGAACGUUCGCGCUCCACGAAGCCAACGCGGACAAGAAUGAAAAACAGGAGGAGCUUGAGGAAACACGGACCCGUGUCGGGCAUCUGAAGGUUCAACUCGAUGGAAUGGCCGAAAAGGUACAAGAACAAGAGAGAGCCAUCAAAGCCAUGGCCGAGGAGUUGGAACAAGAGAAACAAACACGUCAACGAGAGGAAGAAGCACGUCGACACAGCGUGAUGCUAGUCAAACCUCUCGAGGACGAUGUCACCUCCGAUUCAGGGGCCGAGUUCACCGCUUCGAAGAGAAGCUCGAAACGCGCCAGUACGUUCACCAGUGACUCUGGCUUUGAAUCUGGUGAUGAGAGUUCGGCAGAUAGCAUAUUCUCGCGCCGUGGUGGUGUUGUGUCGCCGACUUCAACUGUUUCGACCAUGGCAUUGUCGCCCAACAUCCCACAAGCCGCCCUGUCUCCCCCGACGUCGAAUACAUUACAACCCCGGAAAGAGCCCAUUCGUACAACACCACAACGUCCGUCGGCGUAUGACCGACUCAAAGGACUCGCCUCGUCCACUUUUGGUAGUAACCCGUCCAAGUGCAUUAUAUGCCAUGGCGUACCAUCCUCUGAAGCUUGGACCGUGCUAGGCGUUCUCAAAGAAGAGAACAACGGCCUGAAGACACGGUUAGGAGAGCUCGAAACAGUGGUCGAUGACUGCCUGAGUCUUGUUGACUAG
Molecule: messenger RNA, 1425 nt
Organism: Aspergillus glaucus CBS 516.65
Lineage: Eukaryota; Fungi; Ascomycota; Eurotiomycetes; Eurotiales; Aspergillaceae
Exons: 1
Coding region: 1-1425 (474 amino acids)
Source: RefSeq, a predicted model, not a curated record